CUCUUUCUUUCUUUCUUUCUUUCUUUCUUUCUUUCUUUCUUUCUUUUUUACCUUGAGGACCUACGAGCAUGCCAAAGAUGGUCUGGGUUGCUAGUGUUUUCUUGCUUCGUGGCUGUUUUCCUCGUGGAUAAAACGUUCAGUUAUUUACUAAGUAUUUUUGGCUCUCCUCAGCGAAGCAGCCGGCGAGGAGGUUCUAUGUCAGUGGAAUCUGCGCACAAUGGACUCAGACCCCCACCCCGUCACCUCCCCCUGUCCGCCUGUAGCACCAGCCUGUGAACCCCUCUGCGAGAGCUCUGGUUUUUACUGACCACCCCCCCCCCCCAACUACCCCACACCAUCAUCCAUCCACGCAGGUCCUCGCGCACAGUGGCCUCCCUUACGGUUCUCUUAAGAAACAACAUAAACACCAGCGCUACACUCGGAAUCCACCGCACCGCAACUCCUCCUUGUUCACCUCUCUUCCUCCUCUCCUUAUUUGUCAGCCACCCCCUGCGCGGACACACACGCCCCCUCCCCUUCUGAGCUCUCGCUCUCGUACGUACAGCGGCGUGGUUACCAUGGCAGUGGUUAAAACACGGUUAUUCUCCUGCUCUCGGCGUAUGAUGUUCACUCAGCAUGUCGGUUGCGCGCCGGCUGAGCGCUGAUUGGCUCUCCCGUUUGUAACUCCGGCGUGUGCUCUGUCCCGGGAUGAGACUUUUACCAUCAGCUGUGAGGCGAAGCUGUGAGAAGCUCUCGGGGACGCGUCGCACACCUGCGGCUGGGUGGAAAUAGAUGGAGGCGACUCGCACUCCGCCGAUUGCUUCACCUCCUCUCGUGGCUCACGGGGGAGCGCGCUUGUAAGCUGAUUUGACCGGUCGAUGUGAAUGCCUCUCCGGGAUUAGAGGGCUAUUUGGGUGAACCACGAUGUCCCGCGGCUUGGGCCAGCACUCACGGUUAUUGUUCAUGCGCCGGCGAACGCACGGUGUCCGGUCUCCCCCGGUUCAUCUCCAGUAGCCGUACAGCUCUGCUUCCCGUGUCUCCUCGCUGCUUGGCUCCGGUCUCCUACCCGGUGUGGACAGAAUAAUAUGACUUCCUGGCUACGCACAUACGACAGCGCCUGUCUGUGCCUCCUGCUCUGCUGUUUGGUGGUCGCUUUCAGCGGAGAAUCCUUCAGUGCCGGUGACAGCGUGUGUCGGUCUCCUGGCGUCACCUCUUGUACAGACUGCCUCAGCCGUGGGCCACAGUGCGCCUGGUGUUUCAAAGAGGACUUUCUAGAUGGGGCGGGGCUAAGUCAGCGCUGUGACUUGCCAGUUAACCUGCUCAGGAGGGGCUGUGCACUGGAGUUCAUGGAGCAGUCAGAGGUUACGGUGGAGGUCAACGCCACCAUCAGCAGCACACAAGUUUCCCCAAGAGACAUCAGCAUCACCCUCAGACCAGGUUCAGCAGCCAGUUUCGUAGUGUCGGUGAAGCAGCUGGAGCGUUAUCCCGUGGACCUGUACUACCUGGUGGAUGUAUCGGCUUCUAUGCAGGAAAACCUUGAUCAACUGAAGACAGUGGGUGUAGCUCUGUCCCUUCGUAUGACGGAGCACUCCUCAGACCUUUGGCUGGGUUUUGGCUCAUUUGUGGACAAGCCCGUUUCUCCUUACAUCAACGUUCAUCCUUCGAAGAUCCACAAUCCCUGCAGUGAUUUUGAAAUACGCUGUCGACCAGCCCACGGCUUCCACCAUGUCCUUAGCAUGACAAGCAAUAUGAGCGAGUUUACGCGGGUGAUCAAGCGCCAGCGCAUCUCUGGUAACAUGGACACACCUGAAGGAGGACUAGAUGCCAUGCUGCAAGCUGCAGUCUGCAAGAGGGCUGUUGGUUGGAGACCAGAGGCAAAGCGUCUGUUGCUCCUGAUGACCGACCAGCCUUCUCACCUCGCCCUGGAUAGCCGGCUGGCAGGGAUCGUCGUGCCACACGAUGGCCUGUGUCACCUGGAGGACAACGUCUACAAAGGCAGCACCAGGAUGGACCAUCCCAGUUUGGGUCAGUUGUCUGAUAAGCUCCUUGAAAACCAUAUCUACUCCAUCUUUGCUGUGGAAAAGCAGCAAUACCAGUGGUAUGAGGAGCUGAUGCAUCUGCUACCUGGCUCCUACCUGGGAAAAUUAGGCCUCUUCCAGGCUCCGAAUCUCAUAGAUCUGGUGGUGGAUGCAUACAAGAGGUUGUUAUCAGAGGUGGUGGUGUCCGUGUCGGUGGAGGACAAGGCGGUCAGCAGGUACUGGGUGUCUGUAACUCCUCUCUGCCCCGAUGGAUCCACUGCUGCAGAGCACAGUUGCACAGGGGUGCAGCCCGACCAGACGGUCUACUUCAAUAUCACAAUUGGCCAGCACUCCUGUCCUGAUGACGGUAAAGAUGAAGAUGUGACAGUCAUGGUCCGUCCCGUUGGUUACAACGAAUCCACUGUUGUGAGGAUCCGCUCUAAAUGUCAGUGCACAUGUGGACCGGCGGGACAAUGCCGUGAUGCCAACGCGUCACCAUGCAAACAGACCCAAAAUGGCAACAAUCAGGAGGAGAGGCCGAACUACGGGAUGAUUAAGGACUCGGAUUCAAACAAGAACUGCAAAGCAGAUGGGUCUGAUGUGGUCUGCAGUGGCCGCGGAGUGUGCGAAUGUGGGAAGUGUGUUUGUGAGCAGAGCAGGCUCGGUGCAGUGUACGGGAAAUACUGCGAAUUAGACGACUUCUCCUGCCCUUACGAAGGAGGGCUGUUGUGUGGAAGUCGGGGUGUGUGUGUGCUAGGUGAAUGUGUGUGUGAGGAUGGAUGGACAGGCGAUAGCUGCAACUGUCCCGUCUCCACAGCAACCUGCCAGUCAUCAAAUGGCUUGCUUUGCAGCGGGAGAGGGAAGUGUGUGUGUGGUAAGUGUGUGUGCGACGACCCCCAACACUCCGGAGACUUCUGCGAGCGUUGCCCUGCAUGCCAAAGCACCUGCCAAUCAUACUGGACGUGUGUGGGCUGCCACCUUUCUCAUGGUCUGACCCAGAAAGAGGCGGGACAGUGCAACCACACCUGUGCACCGCUGGUCGGCUACAUGGAUGAUGUGUCAGGUCAAGCAGGGGAGACGUGGAUUCACUGCAUGUACAUCAGUAACGACAGCUGUCGCAACAGCUAUCGCUUUCAGACCAGCUCGAAGUCUGGUCAGGCUCAGCUCCUUAUUAGUACAAGACCAGACUGUGUCAGCAGCAGCCUCCGGCUGGUGAGAACUUUCUUGAGCGUGUGCGCCCUGACCGUGUUGUGCGGGCUGGUGGUUGUGGCCGUGUCCCGGCUGUUGCUGCAGAAGAGGCAGUGGUCACCAGGGGGCACUGUUGAAGAUGCAGGGUACCAUUGCACUGGAAAGGAUCUGUCAUACAUUCCUACAACCAAUGAGAAGACUGUCACCUACAGGAGGGACCAUCCACCUGAUCGCCCUGUGGAAAUGCACAUUCAGGUUCCUAAGAUGCCCCUGGGUGACCCCUGGCAAUAAAAGGUCAUAACAAAGGCAGUAGAGACAUAUAGAAGCAAAACUGGACUCAAGGCUUCUUUUCUGCCUCCUAACCUUCAUAAAACUUCAACCAGCGGUACGUAGUACGUAGAGACUCAAGCGAAGUAAACUAUGAGACCUCCACAGGAUUUUAUUUGUUAAUUGAACUGACCAAACUUUUAUUGACUGUGUGACUAAUGCGGCCAGUAUCCUGGGAGUCCUGGAGAUGAAGACAAAGAGCACAAAUUCCCCACCUCUUCUCCUUCUUCUUUUGUAGGACCAGGGAAGCUACUUCACCUUUACAGGGUGAAAGUUGAUCACUCCUCGCUUUUUAGCCAUGCACUGCUCUAGCACGAGUAAGUGUGCAUGUGUGAGUGUGCAUGUGUGAGUGUGUGUGGUGCAGGUGCACAUAUGCUUUCUAUUUAUUUGAUAGUGACAACACUACAUAUUAAUAAAAAAAAAAAAAUCAUGUGACUGUGCCAGACUACAGUAAUCCGACAGUACUGUCUCCCUGUCUUAGUCUGCCCCCAUGUGGUCAGUGUAAUGUACGACAUUUUCUUUCAAUUAACACACAUUACUGACCUCAGCUGUGUUGCCUUGCAUACACCAAGUGACUAAGUAGCUUGCUUUUAUUUUACUGUGAUUACAUUUUAGUCACGCAUGGCGAAUCUUGUUGUUUAAUGUUUUUAUUUCUGUUAACAUCGGCUGCAUUGCAAAUUAGUGUUAUGUCAUGGCAUUGUGUAAUGACAAGCAAGAAUACUUUCAUUUGAUUGUCUUUUGUUAAUAAUCUGGUUAGACUUGCACUAGAACAAUUGCAUUUUACUACUGAAAGGUGUGGGAUCUCUAGGCAUUAAAGGUACCUAUGUGUGUUUAAAGCUAAUUCACUGGAGGAGUGGAUUAGCUCCACUGGAACACUGGAAUGACAAUGCAUAUAGAUUUCUAUUUUACAUACUGACAUAAUGGCAGUUGUAUCAUCAAAAGCCUGAGAAUGUGACCUCUGUAUCAGAAUAAUGUCUGCAUUUACCUGCUGUUUCACAAGUAUAGACUAAUACACAAAUCUGGUCCAAAGGUACUGAGAUCAGAGGUGGAACUUCACUCUUCACCAAAUUUAAAGGAUUAGAUCCUCUGAAACCAGAGUGCCAGUUUCGUGACUUGUUGAGAGACUUUGCUUGCCCACUCCUGUUCCUCUUUUUUUUUUUUUAACAUGUUGUUUACAGCAUUAGCUGCUCUGUUUUACUGUAACCUCGGAACACUAAUGAAUAUUUAUUAUGAUUCUAUUAUAUUUUUUAUGUUUAUUUGAUUUGUUAUGCUAUAUUUGAGUAGCGGUAAAUAGGUAGUGAAUACUGUGAGCUGUCUCUGUUUCUAAAACUGAAAUGAAUUCAGCAAUAAGGUAUUAAUCAUCUCAUCUUACCGGGCAUUAUGUUCGGAGUGACAACAGCACUUUCUCUGUAGUUUUGCUGUCGAUGAAUGUGUAGCAUGACUGUUUUCAUUCCAAUAAAAAUGUGCAAGAGUUUUUAAA
Molecule: messenger RNA, 4992 nt
Organism: Pelmatolapia mariae (spotted tilapia)
Lineage: Eukaryota; Metazoa; Chordata; Actinopteri; Cichliformes; Cichlidae
Gene: itgb8
Product: integrin, beta 8
Exons: 16
Coding region: 1065-3476 (803 amino acids)
Biological process (GO): cell adhesion mediated by integrin; integrin-mediated signaling pathway; cell migration
Cellular component (GO): integrin complex; focal adhesion; cell surface
Molecular function (GO): integrin binding
Source: RefSeq, a predicted model, not a curated record